CAUUCGCGCGCGCUCUUGCACACGCAUUCACACCACAUCCACACACACGCAUGCACGUGCAAACUUCCACAGUCGCACCCACACCAGCGGCCAGUCCAGGUCUGAAACCCGUCAAAAGCCCCGCUGGAUCCUCACAUCGCCUGUCAGCAUGCGGAGCGCUUGUUUUUCCCGGGACGUUUGUUUGUUUAUCCUCCUCAUAAAUACUUGCAGGGUGAUGGGGAAUGUCGGACUCGCAGAUGCAGACGAGUGUGCAGAAGGUUCAGACGACUGCCACAUUGACGCCCUCUGCCAGAACACGCCCAACUCUUACAACUGCAUCUGCAAACCGGGCUACACUGGAGACGGGAAGCAGUGUGAGGACGUGGAUGAAUGUACAAAUGACUACAAUGGGGGCUGUGUCCAUGAAUGCAUCAACAUACCUGGGAACUACAGGUGCACCUGCUACGAUGGAUUCAUGCUGGCCCACGAUGGACACAACUGUUUAGAUGUGGACGAGUGUCUGGACAACAACGGAGGAUGCCAGCAGGUGUGUGUGAACACAAUGGGAAGCUACGAGUGUCAGUGUAAAGACGGCUUCUUCCUGAGCGACAACCAGCACACCUGCAUCCACCGCUCUGAUGAUGGAAUGAACUGCAUGAACAAAGACCAUGGCUGUGCUCACAUCUGCAGGGAAGCUCCCUUCAAAAGCGGAGUGUCAUGCGAGUGCCGGCCUGGUUUUGAGUUGGCCAAAAACCAGAAAGACUGCACAUUGACUUGUAACUAUGGAAACGGAGGGUGCCAGCACACAUGUGAAGAUACGGACACAGGGCCAGUUUGUGGCUGCCACCAAAAGUACGCCCUGCAUUCAGACAGCAAGACCUGCAUCGAGAAAGAUGAGGCUGCAAUUGAGAGCUCUGAGUUCAAUGCCACGUCAGUAGCUGAUGUGGACAAGCGGGUGAAACGGCGGCUACAUAUGGAGAGCUGCGCUGUAAACAAUGGUGGCUGCGACCGCACCUGUAAGGACACAGCUACAGGGGUCCGCUGCAGCUGCCCUGUGGGAUUCACUCUGCAACCUGAUGGCAAAACCUGCAAAGAUAUCGACGAAUGCGAGGAGAACAACGGAGGCUGUGAUCACUUUUGCCGAAACACGGUGGGCUCCUUCGAGUGCAGCUGCCAGAAAGGAUACAAACUUCUGACUGAUGAACGAACGUGCAAAGACAUCGAUGAGUGCUCCUUUGAGAGGACCUGCGACCACACCUGCAUCAACUAUCCCGGCAGCUUCGAGUGCCUGUGCAACAAGGGAUACAUCCUCUACGGCCUCACACACUGUGGAGACGUCGAUGAGUGCAGCAUCAACAACGGCAGCUGUGAGUACGGCUGCUUGAACACGCAGGGCAGCUACGAGUGUGUGUGUCCGCCGGGACAGAAGCUCCACUGGAACAAGAAAGACUGCAUCGAGGCUGUGAAGUGUCUACCCAAUGGAAAGCCUGCUCCGCGAGCCCAGCUGGUCUGCACUAAGAGCGGAGAUGCAGAGGUCUGCUCGCUCUCCUGUCCCUCCAACGCUCUCUUCCUCGCAGACUCAGAGAACUACACAUUAAGCUGUGGAGUUCCCAUCCAGCCUGAUCCGCUGGCCCCGCCCAUCAAGCAGAAGGCCAAGUUUAAGAUUAAAGAUGCCAAGUGUCACCUGAGCCCGCGCAGCAAGGAGAAACACAAGGACUCCUCCAGGCAGAACAUCCAAGCAGGGCAGUUUCCCUGCACCGAUGACUGCCAGGUAACAUUCGUCAACCUCAAGUGUGAUUCAUCAAAGAAGCGGCGCAGAGGGCGCAAGUCUCCGUCCAAAGAAGUUUCCCUCAUCACAGCAGAGUUUGAGAUGGAGAUGAAGGAGGAGGAAGCCUCAGACUCGUGUAACAUCGAUUGCGUGCGGGACAAGAUGAGGCAGAAGCUCCAGAUCGCCAUGAGGACACUGAGGAAGUCCAUUAACAAGCAGCAAUUCUACAUCCAGUUUUCUGGAACUGAGUACGAAGUGGCCCAGAAACCAUCCAGGAUCCCAGAAGGAGCCGAUACCUGCAGCACUGGUCAGGUCUUCCAGGACGGGAAGUGUGUGAGUUGUGGUGCAGGGACAUUUUACAGCGGUGAGCAGGAGCAGUGUGUUCAGUGUCCUCCUGGAACGUACCAGGACAUGGAGGGACAGCUGUCCUGUGAGCCGUGCCCCAGCACUGAAGGACAGGGCAUCGCCGGUGCCAAGAACGUGUCUCAGUGUGGAGGUCAGUGUCCCGCAGGACAGUUUUCCACUGACGGCUUCCGGCCCUGCCAGCUCUGUCCUCUGGGCUCCUACCAGCCAGAACCAGGCCGAGUUCUGUGCUUUCCUUGUGGAGGAGGCCUCAUGACCAAAUAUGAAGCUUCUGUCACCUUCAGGGACUGUGAGGCCAAAGUGCACUGCGCUCCUGGACACUAUUACAACUCCAGUACCCACCGUUGCAUCCGCUGCCCAGCGGGGACAUACCAGUCUGAGUUUGGCCAGAACUACUGCAUCAACUGUCCUGGGAACACCACCACCGACUUUGACGGUGCCACCAAUGUGUCUCACUGCAAAAACCAGAUGUGCGGAGGGGAACUGGGAGAUUAUACCGGCUACAUCGAGUCUCCCAACUACCCUGGAGAUUACCCAUCAAAUGUGGACUGUGUCUGGACCAUAAUCCCACCGCACAAAAGACGAAUCCUCAUUGUGGUGCCAGAGAUCUUCCUUCCCAUUGAAGAUGAGUGUGGAGAUGUGCUGGUCAUGAGAAAGAGUGCGGUGCCCACUUCCAUCACAACCUACGAGACGUGUCAGACGUAUGAGCGACCCAUAGCCUUUACCUCUCGCUCUCGCAGACUUUGGAUCCAGUUUAAGUCAAACGAGGGGAACAGUGGCAAAGGCUUCCAAGUUCCAUAUGUCACCUAUGACGAGGACUACCAGCAGCUGAUAGAAGACAUAGUGCGAGAUGGUAGACUUUAUGCAUCUGAGAACCACCAGGAGAUACUCAAGGACAAGAAGUUAAUAAAAGCCCUGUUUGACGUACUCGCCCACCCCCAGAAUUACUUUAAGUACACAAGUGCAGAGUCCAAAGAGAUGUUCCCUCGCUCCUUCAUCAAGCUGCUGCGGUCCAAAGUGACAAGGUUCCUGCGACCAUACAGCUAGACUGAAAAUCUUCUUGCACUUUCUUGUUAGAUCCUUGUGAUCCUGCGUCAUUCCAGACCCUCCGUCCUACAUGUAACACUGAAUCCCUGAUCAUCUUCUGCCCGCAUUCAGGAUUUCGCCCAAUUUGUGGUGAAAAAUCCAGAUUUUCUGUACCUGUCCUCAAUCUCUGUUGUCACAUGAUGCCUUUCAACGUCUUGAAUACAGAACUGUAAGCCCCACCCUUUAUAGUAACUGUACACUUAAACAUCCAAAGUUUGACAAGUAUAGGUUUUUGGAGGCCAGUAAUUAUUGUGUUGUAGAAAUUUGUAUUAGUAUUUAAUUUUGUAAUAUAUUUGUUCCUUAUAUUUCAGCAAAGAGAGUUAUAACCCUAAAUACACCAAUGUAAAAACAUCUAUAGUUUUAAUUAAUGUCCUACAGAUACAGAUGGAAAGCACAGUGUUGAUGAAGCUAAAGAUAGUGUACUCAAUAGCUGAUCUUAGUAAGAUCAUCUUACUACGUCUAAAAUGAUCUUUAUUCCACAAAUGCUGAUAAACAUAAAUUGUUGAUUAAUUUAUAUGCUUAUUUUUGAUCUGAUAGUUUGAUCAAGCUAGCUUGUUGGCUAGUUAGUUUAGCUAGCUCGCUGGCUUGCUAGCUAAAAAUUAUUGUCCAAUAGAAAUAACCCGUACAGCAAUUUACUCAAUAUACUAGCCUACAUAAACUGGAGAGAAACGGAAAUUGGUGACCAAGAAUUUGUAAAGUAGGUAUUGAUUUACGCUAGUAUAAUUAUUACAUUAUACUGCAGCAUUUCAAUCUGCCAUGUCUCAUCCACAUUGGUGAGAAAAGAGUUGAUUUAAAAAAAAACAACAUUUUACUAAAGGCAGUUCUUUACAAAAGUAUUCAGACUCCUUGCCCUUCAUUUUAGUAUGUCAACAUUUUGUGUAAAAAAAUUAACACAGAGAAACACAUAAUUCUGAAGUGCAAGCAAAAGAAUCUAUGGUUUUCAAGCAAAGAGAAAAAUGUGUAAAAUAUAACCUGUAGCAUAGUUUGGAUCAUGAAUAUGUUUUUAUGACCACCUUUAGGUUUCCGCAAAUAAUGAUAGUUUCAUCCAUUGCAGUCAUGCUAGCUGUUUCUUCCUUGUCCAGUGUUUAUGCUAUGGAAGGUCUUCUUUGGCUUUGGCUCAUGGCUAAAGAUGUCGCAUUGAAAGGUUGUGCAGUUGUGAAGUCACUGAGAAGGGAUAGCUUGGAUUUUUGAAAUGACAUUCUGCGAGAAAAGUAACAGCUUUCCUGAAGUAUACAGAUGUCAGAUUGCAAUGAGUUGGUGGAAAACGAAAGAAAAACCAUUUGCAAAUGCUAAAUGCUUGUAAGCAAGAGUAUAUGUGACCCUUUAAUUCUGCAAAAUCACAUCUGUUUGAUCAGCGUCAGGGAGAUGCUGAUCAUCCCUGAAGCAGUUUACACACAUUUAGUUGAGCCUUUAUGAAUGCAUUUAAAGGAAAAACUUCUCAUAUUUAUGUAUAUUUCUCUAAUUUGCAACCAGAGCAAACUGUUUGGUACCUUUGAAUACUGAAAUAUCGGCUCUUUUUAUUUUUAUGAAGGUGGAAGCUCGCAAGUCGUAUUUACGCACAAGCCUUACUUUCUUAUUCUCACAUUUAUAGUUACAAUACAUUUGUAGUAUAUUUGCAUGGAUUACAUAUAAAAUAUUACCAUAAUCAAAUGAAUCAAUUAAAGAAAUGCAUAAUUCAUUUCUUUUCUUACUAUGACGUCUUGAUGUGAAAAACACCACUGUGACUUGUUCCUCCAGUCAAAUGUUGCUAAAGUUUUGUCUUGUCAGGUCACAACCUAGAGUUCUCUUUUUAUUGAAAUGAUAAAACAGUCAACUUUUCCCUUUGAUCCACUCUGCAUACUUGAGGCUUGAGAGAUGACAACUGCCUGCUGAUAAGAUAAAAAAAGGGAUAAUUUCUUCAAUCAGCUGCAUGUAUUUAGUGCAAACUGCUUUGUGAAUCCAGUUAGUCUGUACAAAUCAUGGCAAGUAAAGGAGAUUGCGUUACUUUGUGAAUUCUCUCUUGGAGAAGGUUUACAGCUCUGGAACACCUGUGAGACAACAACUCAAAUUGAAACUAUUCAUUUAAACAUUACAGAAGCCAAUACUAAAAGUCUAAGUACUCUGAAGUUUAAGUAAGCUGUUUCAGACUGAUGCUAUAUUAGUUUGCUUCAUUAGCUGCUAUUUAUCUGUCUGUUCUACAUCCACUUGCUCCUGGUCUAACUAACUGAGCUAAAAGGUAAUCAUGGAUAAGUGGUUAUUACUUACUAAGUAGUUGUGCAUAGCAUCAAAUUGUGUCUGUGUUAAAACAAUAAAAAAAAGAUUAUUAUUUGGAUAUUACAAAGUGAAUUUGAAGAUCCCUUUAAAUCUUACGUUUAAUUCUAAUAAUAUAAAAUCCUCUAUAUCUAUCUGCAUUUCUCAAUGGAUUUUCUCAAAAACAAAUUUAAGCAUUUUAGAUCUCACCUUCGUGCUGAAACAGUACAGUCUUGUGCUCUUCCAGGUGUUGUAGUUUUCGGGUAAUUAUUACUUUUGCUAACAUAUGAUCAGCUGAUUUGGUGGAUUGAUACAGUCUGAUCCUAUGUCACGUUAGUUACAUAGACCUGUUAGACCUAACAAAGAAAGCCUGAAAGGUUAUUAUCCACUAAUAUGGCGUUGUACUCAAUGAGAUAUGAAUAUUUUUAAACAGCUUAAACAUGGGCUCCAUCUGGCUAGCUAUUAGUCUUCCUUAGUUGCUUUUUUUUUCAAACUCACUGCAACAUGACAUAUUCUUAUUACUGUAACUAUCAUGGGUAAGAGUAAUAAUAUUUGCAAUACCUUCAAAAACAUCCAAGCUAUCCCUUUAAGCAUUGUCGCGGUCUCUUUGAAAUAUGUAAUUAAGCUUUCAUUAUACAGUGGUUCUAAUAGAAUAAUAUUAAUACUGAAUUAUUAGUAAUAACAACAGGCUUGUAUUAGCUAACCAAUAUCAGCUUCUGCUGUGUCCAUUAAUCUUUACUUUCUUAUGUUUUUGCCCUCUACCUCCAAACUCCUCCACGGUCGUUUAGCAAUGCUUUGCUCUGUCUUCUGUUAUGUUGUCAUGUUGUUACCGAACGUUGGGAUAUGUCUGAACAAUGCACGGCACAUCCAGUCAUAAAGUCAUGAUGUGUCAUUAUGAACUGACCCACAAAGAGAGUGCACAGGUGUAUUCCUACAGCAUUCAUGACUUUGGGCUGAUGAGCAGAUGCGCUUAAAGUACUUAAAUGUGACAAAUGAAUUAAUUACAUCCCAACAAUUCCACCUUAGCCUGUGCUUUAUCCUUCUUAGCACAUGAACAGAUAACACCAAUUUGUUUUAUCUUUUUAUGAAAAAAAUAUAUACAUAACAAGAAGAGAUAAACUACCUAGAAGCGGCAAAGUGUUACUUUAGGGAGAAAUGUAUGUGAUUUAAGUAAUAUUUGGAACAUUAAUUGCACUUGAAUUUUCUACUUUGAAAUGUUGAGGAUAAAAAAACAGUAAUUUUUUUUGUGUUAGCUUUUUUGUGUUGUUUUCAAGUGUACCACAUAUGGUGGUGAUAAGUACGAUAGCUGUGUUUCCUCUUAUGCUAGCUCCCUUGUCUUUAGCACCUGAAAGCUUGUUAGCUAACGCAGCUUCCACUCAGCCAGAGACUAUACAUUUGUUGGAAAAACUAAACAAUUGUUAAAACACCAUUAGUUGCAAUCGUGAUUAGAUGUUGUCUUCGGUAUUGUUUAAUCAAUCCGUCGUACCAUUGUAGGGGAAUUGUGUCAUUACAAACAUGGUCAAUUUUCGUAAACGAUUGAGAAAAAAAAUGCUUGUGUCUCACAAUGUCUCAGAACGAUGCGAAGAAUGCCAAACAACACCGAACGGCACCGUGUUUGUUGGUGAAAGUGUUUAUUUGUGAAAGAAAGGCACAUUCGGGAUACAUAGAGAGAUAGAGCUACGACGUCAUUGUAUCAAAAGAGACACCGCUCGGAUGUACACACUGAAACAUGAAACCGGCAUUUUUAAUUUUUCCACUCUGGGUAUUUCUUAUCUGGUCUCCCAAGAAAACAGAUCCAUGUGCACACACAGCUAAACAUAUCUCGCCUGUCUAAUUAGCUUAGUUUAGCCUAGCCUAACUAUCAGACAGAUGACUGCAUUGGACUCUAUGAUAGUUUGGGGUUUAGAGGAGUUUAUUGUCAACUCUGUGACUAAAACAUGGAAAGAUCCUGUGGUCCAAUUGUGUCUCCAUGAACCGUAACAUUUCAUUUGCUAACUGAGUCCCUAGGAAGACUGGAAACGCUCCUAAAUGCUUUCCACUUGUGAGUAAUCCUUCUCACGGCUGAAUGGCGGUCCUUGCUUGCUCUUACAGUCCUCCUUUGAUAAACGAGUGGUGGCGGUGGCUUCCCUAAAGUCAUUCCUGAUGCCUUUCCAUCAUGGCUCCAUGUAAACACAAACCGUACGCUCCAGGCUAUCCAUCUGCCAAAGUACCUCUGUUAGUAGAAGUUGACGUACUUGCUACAACUCAAACAUUGUUUCUGAUUGGCAACGUCUGAGAGUUGCUCCCCUUUGAAAUUCUACAGGAACAUCAAGAGUAUACUUAGGUUUUUUCCAUGACUGUAUGGAUAGUAUGGAAAAUGUUCCUUUCCCAUUUAGUAAGCUAAACAUACAGAAACAUAGUCCUAUCAUUGGAUAUGUCACUCUUGCCAUCAUCACAGGUUGUGUUAGUAGCAAUGACCAGGUUUGGUUCUAUCUGUGGCUCAUUUGAACAGAUGUCUCCAAACAUUUGAUAAAAUCUAAACAAAGAGAUGUGUGCACCAGUUGUGUCCAAACUUGUUGACAUUGUGGCCAAAUAUGUCAAGUUGAAAGUACUCAGGGGCCACAAAAAUGUUCAACGUUAUUUUUAUUUUUUAUUAAAAGUUUUUAAAAAAAAUACGUUUUUACUUCAUUUUACCUGAGCUGAACGAUAAGCUAAACAUGCAAUAUUUUAAUGAAUCAAGCAAAGCUGUCUGACUUUGCCAGAAAAGGAAUCUGUAAAUUAUUGUAUAUCUGAAAAAACGGUUUCACGGAAUUUUCCUAGUCAAAAAACAAUAACAGUAUACAAUGUCCCAAAAUGUUCAGGUUGAUUAUCUUUGUUUAAUUUGUUAGUGUACAUGCGUGGGUGUGUGUGCGCGUGUAUUUUCAGCAACAACAACAGAAUAUAUAUACAGAUAUGGCUCGGUGCUCCCAGGUCUACUUUUUGAUUAAAGCCACUGGAUGUUUAAAGUCCCAUAUCCCGUCAAACUGAAUUAAAACAAAACACCUGGUUGAUGAAAAAGUUAUUUUUUGAGUUGAACCUUGCUUUUUUCUAAACACUUUUAUACAUCUGUAUAUUUUUUUUGAAAGGCCUCGUAUCGGUGUAAAUUGCCGCUUAACAUUUUCCUAAAUAUGAAUCUGCAUCAACCGCCUGGGCUGGCAAACUAAACUCACAGCAUUCUUGAAUUCUGGUCCAGGGAGCCACAAAAUCAUCAUGAGGGCCACAAACGAGGCAGCUUUGCUGCUUCACAGUCUGAAUGACUCGCUGUAAAGAAACAAUGAAAUCUGGUCUAUUGACUAGCUUCUGCAAUUCCUAUUAGGAAAUCAUGAAGGAGAAUGUCUGGCCAUCAGUUUGUGACCUUCAGCCCAAACACAUUUAAUGUACAGAAGGAAAAUUAUGCAAAACACGCAAGAAUGUCCAUCUGAACAAAACAGAAAAUUCAAGUUUUGAAGAGAUAACGCGCCAUGACUUCAAACGAACUGUUCAUUCUUUGGAUAUGACUGAAUUAAAAUGAAUUUGCACAUACGAGUGUCCCAGUUAUUAGGUUUAUUUUUGUACUUUACCUUUAUUUAACCAGGAAAGUCCCACUGAGAUCAAAACCGACUUUCUCAAGGGAGUCCGUUGACAAAUGGAAUCAUCCUCUGAAAACAGACGUGUUUAAAUCGGGUUAGUUAUGUCUCAUUUUAGUAGCUGUUUGCUUAUCCGAAAUAGUUUUGGAAAACAAGAAAGGAAAGGAUACUUCAGGUUCCUCACAUUUCUUCAUUUAUGUCGGCUGAGGAAUUGGAUAACGAGGUGCUGUAGCAAAGUGUUAGCUUAAAAGUGUUCACACCUAUACAACUAUGCUAGAGGAGCCUUUAUAUGUCAUAUUUUAUCAUAUUUUGGUCCCAACAGAUUUGCUUGAUUUUCCAGUUGAAGUUCAGAGGUUUAUUUUCUCACUAAAUUCAACCAUAUUUACUCUGUCCCGUCUGUAAACAUGGCAAACUGAGUGGAAAUGCCUCGUGGUUCUUACCUCUCCCACAGGGUAAUAUUAGGAGUCACGUUUCACCCUGCAGUAAUCGUCAAAGACCAAAUUCUUAAGAAUCCUCAGCGUUAACCUCAUGAAAUCAAACUAGUGCUUUGACAGAAUCAGCAGCCUUCCCAAUCCCAGUCCUUUACAUGGACCUUUGGGUCGUAGACAAUUGUGGCUUGUACUUCAUAGGACUGGUUGACAAACAUAUCAGGGGUGUAACAAUACUAGCUUCACUGCUGGGCACAUACCACGGUUUCUGGGCUGUGGUUUGGUGUAUGUUUGGUAAGAACAGGAAAAAGAAAGAAGCCAAAUGUUAGGUUUGUUUUAAUUUAUUUUAAAGGGGGAAUAAAAUACCCCACAAAAACAAACAGCAAAACGAGAUGUUUUUUUUUUUUUAGUCGAGGUCCCUGAGUCAUGUGCACAGAAUGCAGAUGUUGGCUUGUUUUAAAUCUCAAUGUACAGUUAACAAAACAAGCUGAAAAACAUACUGCUGCUUAUUGAUUUAAUUUAUUCGAUGUCAUCGUUCACGACUUCUUCUGUUCUCUGAUUGGCCCAUUUGAAAUUCUACCACAGAAAUCCAUCUCUAUGGGACAAAUCCCAGGCGGAGUCCUGGCGGGAGAUGAGAACCGAGCAGAACCGUGCAGGAAGAUGACGGCCAGAACAGAUCCACAUAGAACAUAGAAAUAAAAUAAACCUAAUUAUUGUUUUGAUGAGAGUGCGCUAAAUGUUCCUUGUGUUUGAUUGAGGGUCUAAGUAAUUUUAAAUUGUUAAUGCAGCUUCAAAUCUGCUGUUAGAAAACCAACAACUUACUUCAGACUGCUUACACACUCUGUAAAACACAAUUUGUGAUAUUAUUUUUUAUGUUUUUGUUGUAUUUUUUGUUAGGACAUAAAAAAAUUUAUGUCUUUAGUGUUUUUGUGAAGCAGAGCAGGAAAGGCGGAGCUAGCAUGUGACUCACAGCUUCAGUAAAGAGAAAUUAUGAAUUUUGAAGGAAUUUGAAUUGCAUUUAAUUGUCUAUGCUCUAAAAUCUGAAGUUAUUGUACUAAUCAACGCUCAACGGGACAGUUCUAAUCCAAACACAGAUCUAAUGAAAAACUAUCAACAUUUUGCUCUGUUUGUGAAACGACAAAAAGCAGGAUUCUACUUUUUCUUUUGGCAUUGGGAGGGAAGUCAAACGUAGACUUGUCUUGUUGACCGUGCGUCACGUCUUGUGAGCCGAAUGUAUUGUUACACCCCGAGUUCCAACCCUACAAGGAACGAAUGUAGUGAAUAUUUUGGGGGGAAUGAAGUAAACGCCCCAGUGUGUGUAUGCUCUGUUGCUCUUGUUACUCUGGUUACUUUCUCAAAGCCCUGGCUUCCACCCGCUCAUUUCAGUCCAGGUUUCACAACCAAAUACCUUGAUUGACUGUUUGGCACAUACUGCCCGACCAGAAUUCCUGCAUUUGUCCACAGAAAAACCCAUUUUAAUUAAUGAUGAUCUGAAUUCGAGUUCAGAAUCCACACACACACGCACAAAAAGGAAUGAUGGACUUUUAAGGCUCUGCCAGUUGUUACAGAGCGUACUAAAGCGAAGCUGAUGACUGGAAGGUAGGAAAUUAAUCUGAAAGCUUGGGCUUUGCAAAACACUUUGUGGUCCUGGGAAACUGUUAAAGUUAAUCGUCUGAAGCAUUCAGAACCACAACUAUGGUUCCACACGGGAACUGAGUGUGGACUUUCUGCUUGAAAUCCAAAGUACGGAAUUUUAGCAAAAGAAAAAAAAUGCCAAACCCAAAGUCAUUUUUCUAUCACUGGCUGAUAAUUUCUCUGUUAGGUAAUGUAACUUAUAAAUGUUAGUGCUUGGCAUAAGUUUCUGCUCCAGGUCUUGCUAACAAAUCGGUCUGCAAACCGAUAGUCCUCUUUGUGUUGUAAAGAUGAGCACUGUUUCAUGGAAAGUGGUGAGAAAAAGGGAUCAAAAAUGUCAAAAAUAACAACUCAAUAAAUUGGAGAAUGUAUCCCACCCUGGAUGGGCGUAUGCAUGUUGUAUGGAUGAGAGUCGUAGGAGUCUAUGUGCAGUGUGUGUGUUGACGGGGUGGUGUUUCUAUGGAUGCCUGUGAAAAAAGAAAAACAGUCCAUGUUGACUUUAGUCCCUUUUUGUAUAAGAAUAAUUUGAACUUUGUGUUAGUUGGUUGUACCCAAAGAGAGAAACUGUGACAGUGUUGUGGCCGUUGUUUGCUCCGUGAAACUCCAGUACUGAACAAGUUCAAUAAACAGUAGCAGAAAAACA
Messenger RNA from Xiphophorus couchianus (Monterrey platyfish), 11712 nucleotides. RefSeq names its product signal peptide, CUB domain, EGF-like 1 (gene scube1). The transcript has 23 exons. Bases 149 to 3157 code for a protein of 1002 amino acids. Gene Ontology annotation, biological process: signal transduction. The record is from RefSeq and is a predicted model, not a curated record. Gene Ontology annotation, cellular component: cell surface. Gene Ontology annotation, molecular function: calcium ion binding. Lineage: Eukaryota; Metazoa; Chordata; Actinopteri; Cyprinodontiformes; Poeciliidae.